UGGUCCCGUGGGAGUGUGUAUUAUUUCCAUUGAAUAAUUGAGUUUGUAAUUGUUACAAGUCCAUUCUAAUUUCCAACACCUUACUUCAUUUCAAAAAUAUAGAUUCAUUGCUUACUCACAUACUCUAUGGCUGAGGCUUUCCUUCAAAUUAUGUUAGAGAAUCUGAAUUGUUUCAUCCAAGGGGAACUUGGAUUGGUUCUUGGUUUUAAGGAUGAGUUCGAAAAGCUUCAAAGCACGUUUACUACAAUCCAAGCUGUGCUACAAGAUGCUCACAGGAAGCAAUUGAAGGACAAGGCAAUUGAAAAUUGGUUGCAAAAACUCAAUGCUGCUGCAUAUGAAGCUGAUGACAUCUUGGACGAAUGUAAAACUGAGGCACCAAUUAUACAGAAGAAGAAUAAAUAUGGGUGUUAUCAUCCAAACGUUAUCACUUUCCGCCACAAGAUUGGGAAAAGGAUGAAAAAGAUUAUGGAGAAACUAGAUGCAAUUGCAGCAGAACGAAUUAAGUUUCAUUUGGAUGAAAGGACUAUAGAGAGACAAGUUGCUACACGCCAAACAGGUUUUGUUUUAAAUGAACCACAAGUUUAUGGAAGAGACAAAGAUAAGGAUGAGAUAGUGAAAAUCCUGAUAAACAAUGCCCAACAACUUUCAGUCCUCCCAAUACUUGGUAUGGGGGGACUAGGAAAGACGUGUCUUGCCCAAAUGGUCUUCAAUGAUCAGAGAGUAACUGACCAUUUCCAUCCCAAAAUAUGGAUUUGUGUCUCGGAAGAUUUUAACGAGAAGAGGUUGAUAAAGGAAAUUGUAGAAUUUAUUGAAGGAAGGCCACUACUUGGUGACAUGGACUUGGCUCCACUUCAAAAGAAGCUUCAGGACUUGUUGAAUGGAAAAAGAUACUUGCUUGUCUUGGAUGAUGUUUGGAAUGAAGAUCAAGAUAAGUGGGCUAAGUUAAGACAAGCCUUGAAGGUUGGAGCAAGUGGUGCUUCUGUUCUAACCACUACUCGUCUUGAAAAGGUUGGAUCAAUUAUGGCUACAUUGCAACCAAAUGAAUUGUCAAAUUUGUCUCAAGAAGAUUGUUGGUUGUUGUUCAUGCAAUGUGCGUUUGGGCACCAAGAAGAAAUGAAUCAUAAUCUUGUGGCUAUCGGAAAGGUGAUUGUGAAAAAAUGUGGUGGUGUACCUCUAGCAGCUAAAACUCUUGGAGGUAUUUUGCGCUUCAAGAGAGAAGAAAGACAGUGGGAACAUGUGAGAGAUAGUGAGAUUUGGAAUUUACCUCAAGAUGAAAGUUCUAUUCUGCCUGCCCUGAGACUUAGUUACCAUCACCUUCCACUUGAUUUGAGACAAUGCUUUUCAUAUUGUGCAGUAUUCCCAAAGGAUACCAAAAUGGAAAAGGAAAAUCUAAUCUCUCUCUGGAUGGCACAUGGUUUUCUUUUAUCGAAAGGAAACUUGGAGCUAGAGGAUGUAGGUAAUGAAGUAUGGAACGAAUUAUAUUUGAGGUCUUUUUUCCAAGAGAUUGAAGUUAAAUAUGAUCGAACUUAUUUCAAGAUGCAUGAUCUCAUUCAUGAUUUGGCAACAUCUCUAUUUUCAGCAAGCACAUCAAGCAGCAAUGUCCGAGAAAUAAAUGUAGAAGGUUACCUACAUAUGAUGUCCAUUGGUUUCACAGAAGUGGUAUCUUCUUACUCUCCUUUGCACUUGACAAAGUUUGUCUCAUUGAGGGUGCUUAAUCUAAGUUCCAUAGAACUUAAGCAGUUACCGUCCUCCAUUGGAGAUCUAGUGCAUUUAAGAUACUUGAACCUGUCUGGCUCUACGAUGCAUAGUCUUCCAGAGCAGUUAUGCAUGCUUCAUAAUCUGCAGAUUCUUGAUCUACAUGAUUGCUUCUCACUUUCUUGUUUGCCAAACAAAACAAGCAAACUUUGUAGUCUCCGAAAUCUUUUACUUAAUGGUUGUUGUGCAUUGACUUGUAUGCCACCAAAGAUAGGAUCUUUGAGAUGCCUUAAGACUCUAAGUCACUUUGUUGUGGGAAGGAAGAAAGGUUCUCAACUUGAUGAACUACGAAACCUAAAUCUCUAUGGAUCAAUUUCAAUCACACAACUAGAGAGAGUAAAGAAUGAUAGGGAUGCAAAAGAAGCCAAUUUAUCUGCAAAAGCUAAUCUGCAUUCUUUAAGCAUGAGUUGGGAUAUCAAUGAACCGCGUAGAUAUGAAUCAGAAGAAGUUAAAGUGCUUGAAGCCCUCAAACCACACCCUAAUUUGACUUCUUUACUAAUCACUGGCUUCAGAGGAUUCCGUCUUCCAAAGUGGAUGAAUCACUCAGUUUUGAUAAAUGUUGUCUCUAUUGCAAUUAAAAGUUGUGAAAACUGUUCAUGCUUACCACCCUUUGGUGAGCUGCCUUGUCUAGAAAGUCUGGUGUUACAUGAGGGGUCUGCUGAGGUGGAGUAUAUUGAUGUUGAUUCUGGAUACACCACAAGAAUAAGGUUUCCAUCUCUGAGAAAACUUAUUAUAGACAAAUUCCGUAAUUUGAAAGGUUUGUGGAAAAAGGAAGGAGAAGAGCAAUUCCCUGUGCUUGAAGAGAUGGAGAUUGAACAGUGCCCUGUGUUUGUUUUUCCGACCCUUUCUUCUGUCAAGAAAUUGGAGCUAGUUCAUUGGGACAAAGCAGAUGCAACAUGUUUCAGGUCCAUAUCUAAUGUUAAUACUCUUACUUCCCUCAGCAUUAGCAGUAACAAAGUUACUUCACUCCCCGAAGAGAUGUUCAAAAGCCUUGAAAAUCUCAAAGACUUGGAAAUCUGUUUCUACAACCUCGAAGAGCUGCCUAGCAGUCUGGCUAGUCUCAAUGCUUUGAAGAUUCUGGAACUUGUAUCUUGUGGCGCACUAGAGAGUCUUCCUGAGGAAGGGGUGAAACGUUUAACUUCACUCAAGGAGUUGAGUAUUUAUGACUGUAAGAAGAUAAAAUGUUUACCCGAGGGAUUGCAGCACCUAACAGAGCUCACAAUUUUAAGAAUUAUUCAAUGUCCAGAACUGACAAAGCGGUGUAAGAUGGGAAUAGGAGAAGACUGGCACAAAAUUUCUCACGUUCCGUAUCUGAGAAUAUAAUCGUAAGUAGUAUUAUUUGUAAUUGUUUCUAGGGUUCUUUGUUGUUGUUCUUAAUCUAAGUAAUCAAAACUUGACCAAUUACCUACCCUCUUCAAUUGCGGAUCUGGUACAUUUAAGAAACCAGGACCUGUCUCGCAAUAUAUUUCAUAGUCUUCCAGAGAAUUUAUGCAAACUUCAAUUCUGCAGA
This is a messenger RNA of Solanum pennellii, 3265 nucleotides long. Its product is annotated as putative disease resistance protein RGA1. The transcript is spliced from 2 exons. The coding region runs from base 127 to 3078 and encodes 983 amino acids. NCBI's taxonomy places the organism in Eukaryota, Viridiplantae, Streptophyta, Magnoliopsida, Solanales, Solanaceae. The record is from RefSeq and is a predicted model, not a curated record. Gene Ontology annotation, biological process: defense response to other organism. Gene Ontology annotation, molecular function: protein binding; ADP binding.